Molecule: messenger RNA, 2423 nt
Organism: Vespa velutina
Lineage: Eukaryota; Metazoa; Arthropoda; Insecta; Hymenoptera; Vespidae
Exons: 5
Coding region: 1344-2192 (282 amino acids)
Source: RefSeq, a predicted model, not a curated record
ACGAUGUUAAAUUGAAAAGAUUUUCAAACUGUCGUUGCUAAGAAAGUUCGUGGAGUAUCUUGUUUGAACAUUAAAACUAAAAAGAAAUAUCGAGUUCUCGGAUAGAAUUUUUUAUGGCAUUUCUAUUGUUCGUUUCGAUAAAUUUAUUUCUUUAAGACGUAAACUCGACGAAGAUACAGGAAUUAGAAGAGUUAUGGCAUUUGCCACUCGUUUUUGUGGAUGGCCAUGUAGAUUUUGUAGAACAGACGGAAAAAUACAUAAUAAUUUAAUUAACAAUACCUAUUCAAGGCGGACAGAAAUUUCUUCACUACUUUUUUUUGUCUGAUAAUGUCAUUUCAAUUUAUGGUGAUUCCAUAUAUUCUCUAUAUUUAUCAAUUUCAUGAUUCUUGUCAAAAUAGCUAUCUAAAGGGACUUUCAGGUUUGAUAUGAAAUCUAUCUAUUGCUGAAGGCAAUAAUUAUUCAUUAUAUAGAAUAUUAAACUAAGCAAUUGUAGUUAUAUCAAAUAAUUGAUAAUUUUAAUAUGUCAGUUAAUAUAAGAAUUAUAACGUGCGAAUAACUAAAUAAAAUAAUUAUCUUAUAAAAUUACAAUAUAAUGAAGUAUGUAUAUAUGAAAAAAAAAAGUCAUGGUGCAUGCCUAAAGUAUAUAGUCUCAAAUUUUUUAAUUAUAAUUUUUAUUUGUUGAGAAAUGACAUUUUUAUUAAUUACAUUGUAUCAAUUACAAUGAAUUCAAUGAUGCUAUUUAUAUUUAAUUUGUUUAACAUUUAUAUAUAUUCGAACUAUAUAGUAAUACGAUACUUUUACUUAUUACGAUUACUUUUAAUGGAUAAAUUCAUAUUUUGUAUAAGUACUGUCGCUAACAAUACAAUCUAGAAAAAGAAUUCCAUGUCAGCGCAAUUUUCUCGUAUCAGAUUAAAAACCCUACUAAUAUCGUAUAUGAUUUUCUAUUGGCCGAUUUCGUGUAGGCUAAUGCAAUAUGUUUUAUCUGCAUUUUCUAUAAAUAUUAUAUUUUUUUGGAAAUAAAAUGAAACAAUUUAUAAAGUCAAUUAAAUCCUAAUAUUGGUGUUAAUAAAACAAUAAAUCUAUUGUAAUAUGUGCGUCAAUAUUAUAUAUUUUGUGAGAAAUCGCGUCAAUUUGUAUGUAAGAUGGCGCAACGGAAACAUUCGUAAACAAGUAUUCCCUCUAUAUUACGUGUAUAUCACGGUUCGUACAAUUUCAAAUUGAAAGGAUUUUUAAACGGCCGUUGCUAAGAAGGUUCGUGAAGUAUAUUUAUUAAAACUUUAUUCAAACUAAAAAAAAAAAAAAAAAAAAAAAUAUCGAGCUCUCAGAGAUAGAGUUUUGAUGGCAUGUCUACUAUUAGUUUCGAUAAAUUUAUUUCAUUAGGACGUAAAGUCGACCAAGGCAUUAGAGAAUUAGAAGAACUAUGGCAUCUACCUCGCGUUUUUGUGGGUGGUUAUGCAGAUCUGACAGAACAAACCGAAGAACACAUAGAAGUGCUAAAAAAAUCUAUUCAAUGCACGCAGGUAAAGAUUAUUGAUGAUAUAAAUAAAAUGAUUCAAGAUAAUGUAUCCAAUCAAGAUGCAAUAAAUGAAAUGAAUAGUUUUCUUAAGGAAGCUGAAGAUGUAUAUAAUACUAUAAAAGAAGAUAUUGAUAACUUAGAAACUGUAUUUGAAGAAUAUGGAUAUCAUUAUGAUAAAAGUAUUGUCAAUGAAACCUUAAAAUCCAAAGAAACUUCUACGACAAGUGAUUUGAAUGAUUCAGAUGAUAUACAAGAAGUUGUUUUUACUCCUGAUUUGGGUUGGCGUUGUAAGAAAAAGUCUAUUGAUAAGACCUCAUCGAUGAAUGGAGAUUCAUAUUUAUCUGAGGAAAGUGCAAUUCUAAAGAAAAUAACUGAUAUUGCUUUAGAAUCUAAGGAGACUGAAAGAACUCAUAAUACAGAUGAUUUAAAUCAUACAGAUAAAGAUAUUUUUACUCCUGUCUCAAGUCGACGUGUGCAAAAGAAAUUUGAUGAUCCAUUAUCCAUAAAUAGAGAUUUAUAUACACCUCGAGAAAAUAAGAUAUUAUUAUCCGCACAAAAGUCAGAAUUAAAUUCUGCAAAGAAUAAGCAAUUAUUGACACCAUUAAGAGAUAGGCCGCAAUAUCAAAUUUACUCAAAACAUUUCUACAGCUUAAAGAAGAAAGAAGCUAAUAAUUAGAUUUAAUUAUAAGAUAUAAGAUUACUCAUACAUUCUAUUAUUGACUAUAAUUCAUAUCGUAUUAAAAAUUAUAAUAUUAAACUUAUUAUAAUAUUUCUAAUAAAUAAUAUACAUAAUUAUUAAAAUACUUACUUGGUCAUCUUUGAGACUUCAAAGUUAUAACAAAAUGAAAUGUAUAUAUUAAUAAUGUAUAUGUUUAAUGAAAGAUAAUAAAAAUUAUAAAAUAUUAAU